GAUUUUGCCCCCUAAAUACAAAACACAAAUUUAAAUUCCUGGUAAGGUAUAUUGGCAACAGCGUCUCCUAUCGUCAACCGGAAAUAAUCGAGUUGGCAGGCGGAAGUAACCGCGAGGCACGUAGCUGUCGGCGUUAGGAGAACUUUAUUUGAUAUUAAAUAAUAAUUUUAAAAAGCAACGACGAACCUCCCUGUAGCAUCACAGCUGCACCGACCGUAAAGAUGUUCAACAGACAGACGAGCCUAUGGAUGGGUGACUUGGACCCAUACAUGGAUGAGAACUUCAUCAAGCAGGCUUUCAGUGCUAUGGGAGAGUCACCAUUUGGUGUAAAGAUCAUCACUCACAGAAUAACAGGUGGCUCUGCAGGAUACUGCUUUGUGGAGCUAGCAGAUGAAGCAAGUGUGGAACGAUGCGUUCAAAGACUCAACGGAAAACUGGUUCCGGGUUCAAAUCCGCCACGGAAGUUUAAGCUAAACUAUGCCACUUACGGAAAGCGGCCAGAGGCAGGGCCAGAGUUUUCAGUGUUUGUAGGCGACUUGGCAUCUGAGGUGGAUGACUUCCAGCUACACCAGGCUUUUAAGAAGUACCCUUCCUGCAAAGGAGCUAAAGUGGUCACUGAUCAGUAUGGAUACUCCAAAGGCUACGGCUUCGUCAAGUUUGGGGAAGAGAGCGAACAGAAGAAGGCAAUCGAGGAGUGUCAGGGAACAAUGCUCGGUGGAAAGCCACUCAGGCUCAGCAUUGCUGUAGCAAAGAGUCAAAAGAUGACCAGCUACCCAGGUGGUCAAGGACAAAAUUAUUAUAGCAACUACAACCAGACCUCUCAGACCAACUACUAUGGUAAUCAAAGCAGUGGAAGUCAGGGCAGUUACUACUCUCAGUGGGGCAACUAUGACCAGUAUAGUGGUUACAACAGUGGCUAUAACAGUGGCUACAAUGGCAGCUACGGCAGCGCCUACAACUACAACUACGGACCCUAUGGAUACCCACCACCAGGUCACAUGAUGCCACCACCUCCUAUGGGAAUGCCACCCACGGGUGGUGAUAUGUCGGGGGCAGUGGAGAGUCAUGAAGACACUGAGGAAGUCGAGGAGGACAACACAGAAGAGCCCACAUGUGAAUGUGAUGUGGAGCAGUGGAACAAGGACUUCAUGCAGCGCAGUGAGGAGCUUUAUGAAGCCAUGAUGAACUGUCACUGGGAAACACGAGACAAUUUCGAGUACAACGCCUCCUCACUUCCUUCAUAACUGUUGGCCAAGAAGUCAAAUGCUCGUGAUUCAGAUGAUGAAGCUACACCUAUGCCUAUCAAAGAGCUGUCAAGAGUUCACUUUCCUGGCAGCACACAGCGAUGAUCUUUGAAGUGCAUUAACUGUAGUAAUACUUCCAAUUUAUAUCACGUUUGUUGUUAUGCUUUAGUGGGAACUACCAAUUGGUAUGCAUCAGAGGAAGAGAAUUUGUUUAGCAAUCAGACACUGUGUGAGUUCUAUUUGUGUUUUACUCCAUGUUGUCAGAGAAACUCAUUUAUAGUUUUUGAAUACACUGUUACUACAGCCAUACAGGCAGGAGAUUUUCCCUUUGUUUUUCCACAGAGAUUGGCAGUAUUUGUCCUUAAAGUUGCUGGCAAAAUGAAACAAAACCAAUACUGUACAGAAGGUGAACAAAAUAUGAAGUUAGAACAAUUACAAGUAGUUCAGAUAAAACCAUCAUGACAUGAAACAAACCUUUUGCUCAUCAGAAUUCUUUAUCAGAAUUUUCUAUAACUGAAAUUUCAGUUGUGGUUUUAUUUCUAUGGUAAACAGUACUUUUUUUUCCAUCUUUGCCUUUUGAAUGAAUGAUUUAUAUUAAUGAAGGAACGUCCCCACAGUUGUCUUUGUAUUUCUCAUUUAUUUAUUUAUUUUUUUGUCUUUCUAUAUUAUCUAUAACUUCAGGCUAUAGAUUACAUAAUAAAGAAAGACAAAAAUACAAGACUCCACAUGUGCCAAGUGUAAUAUUGGUGGUACCUGGGCUUCCAGUAGUAGUACGGGGGGAUUUGAUUCGAGUUAGGAUUGAGUUGUUAAAUGUUGAAUUUCUUUUUUUUUUUAGUGUACUUCAGAGCAUAAUAUGAUAAUAAAAAUAACUGUAGACUGUAGAUAUUCUUUUGUUCACACUUUCUUUUAAUUCCUUUGUUGUGUGUUUGCUAACAUUAGAUUAAUGAAAAGAAUCUCGUAAGAAUAAAAGUCUAUUUAAUGUA
Molecule: messenger RNA, 2227 nt
Organism: Cynoglossus semilaevis (tongue sole)
Lineage: Eukaryota; Metazoa; Chordata; Actinopteri; Pleuronectiformes; Cynoglossidae
Gene: trnau1apb
Product: tRNA selenocysteine 1 associated protein 1b
Exons: 9
Coding region: 222-1244 (340 amino acids)
Molecular function (GO): RNA binding
Source: RefSeq, a predicted model, not a curated record